Molecule: messenger RNA, 186 nt
Organism: Dibothriocephalus latus
Lineage: Eukaryota; Metazoa; Platyhelminthes; Cestoda; Diphyllobothriidea; Diphyllobothriidae
Source: the annotation of a GenBank genome assembly
CUGGCCGAAUUCGCCGAGGGUCGUGCCAAGGUACUAGUCGCCACAGAUGUCGCCAGCCGCAUUGUCUCUGAUGCUGCAGAACAUGCAGCCUGUUAUUCACUUGGCUCCUGUCAGCCACUCCGCAUGCCACAUGUCGUCUCCUUUUGUGAAAUCUAUGCACUGGUAAUUCUGUCGAAGGUAAUCUGA